ACGUUGCUUUGCCUCCUCACCGCAAAGCCAUAGUAGCUGCAGUCAUAUAUCUCUUCCUGUGAUAGUUAAACUUGUCUUUCUCGCGAUCGGAGAACGAUGGUCUCACUCAUCUUCUUCGCGAUGCUAAGCCUGGCGGUGGCCAAGGCUCAGUGGUUGCCGGGGCAUGCCACGUUCUACGGAGCCAACCAAGACCCUACUUCGCUUGGAGGAGCUUGUGGUUACGACAACACCAUCCACGCCGGCUUCGGCAUCAACACGGCAGCCUUGAGCGGCGCGCUGUUCCGACAGGGCGAGGCCUGCGGCGCGUGCUUCGAGAUCGCCUGUGACGCAGGCGCCGACCCGCAGUGGUGCCUUGGCCACGCCACCGUCACCGUCACCGCCACCAACUUCUGUCCUCCCAACAACAACGGUGGCUGGUGCGACCCGCCCCGUCGUCACUUCGACAUGUCUCUCCCCGCCUUCUCCCGCAUCGCUCGUGUAGGCAGCGAAGGCAUCGUCCCAGUCCUCUACAGAAGGGUGGCCUGCAAGAGGUCAGGCGGAGUGCGGUUCACGCUGAAAGGACAGGGAAACUUCAACCUGGUGAUGUUCUCCAACGUGGGGGGGAGCGGCGACGUGAAGGCUGCAUGGAUCAGGGGCUCGAGGGCGUCGACGUGGAGCGCCAUGCAGCGGAACUGGGGCGCCAACUGGCAGACCAACGCCGACUACCGGAACCAGCGGCUGUCGUUCCGGCUCGCGCUCGGCGACGGGAAGACCCUGGAGUUCUCAGGCGUUGUACCCUCAAGCUGGAGCCCCGGGGAGACCUUCGUGUCCCAGACUCAGUUCUCGUAGCAGAAGACUGAGAGGACAUCGACCCAUAGCUACAGGAACUACGAGCAACAUUGAAUUCCUUGAUGGCGUAAUUUAUCCCAUCUCUACAUUUCUCAUUGCUGCUAUUACGAAAUUUAUUCUUCUAUUCGGUAAUUUGCUUCAUGUUGUUACUCGAUUGAUGCCUAAGGCAACAAUCGUAACUAUAUAAAAUGUCUCUGAAUCAGCAAGUUUGUAAGCGCAUAUAUUGCACCAUUUAAUCGCAAUAAAAUACAUAUUCUUUA
Molecule: messenger RNA, 1088 nt
Organism: Musa acuminata subsp. malaccensis (wild Malaysian banana)
Lineage: Eukaryota; Viridiplantae; Streptophyta; Magnoliopsida; Zingiberales; Musaceae
Product: expansin-A12
Biological process (GO): plant-type cell wall organization
Cellular component (GO): extracellular region
Source: RefSeq, a predicted model, not a curated record